Centruroides sculpturatus (bark scorpion) is the source of this 771-nucleotide messenger RNA. RefSeq lists its product as uncharacterized. The transcript has a single exon. NCBI's taxonomy places the organism in Eukaryota, Metazoa, Arthropoda, Arachnida, Scorpiones, Buthidae. The record is from RefSeq and is a predicted model, not a curated record. The coding region runs from base 1 to 771 and encodes 256 amino acids.
AUGGAGAAACUUAUAAAAGAAGAUGGCUCGUUUACUCUGUCUACAGAUAAAGUAUAUUGUUUUUGCUGCUGUUUAUUCAACAGAAGUUUCCACUCUAAUUUAGGAAAAGAAGGAGUUGAUGACUGGAGAUACUUAUUAGUGCGUCCCAAAACUCACGAAACUUCCUCAGAUCAUCAGCACGCCAUGCACAGUUGGAUGGAAGCGUCGAAUCGAUUAAAGCACUUCAGUUGCAUUGACAAGCAUUUGCAAAAACAGAUUGAAGACGAGAAAUCGCGGUGGGUUUCUAUCCUCGAACGAAUGAUGUCCAUAGUAUUCUUUUUAGCAGGCAAUAAUUUGUCGUUCAGAGGAAGCUCUGGAUGCGAAGCACUAUAUACUCCUAAUAAUGGUAACUUUCUGGGUUUAGUGCAACUGCUAGGAAAAUUUGAUUCUGUGAUGAUGGAGCACCUCCGCCGUAUUGUUAAUAAAGAGACUUAUGUCCACUAUUUUGGCAAACAUAUUCAAAACGAGUUGAUCGGCUUACUUGGAAGUGAAGUUCAAAAUAAAAAUUUGAAUAGGGUAAAGUCAUCAUACUUUUCCAUCAUAUUGGAUUGCACUCCUGAUGUCAGUCGCGUUGAACAGUUAUCUUUAACUUUGCGUUUUGUUGACACUAAUGAAAGUAAAGUCCAAGUGCGUGAGUGUUUCGUUGCUUACAAGCCCGUAAGUGACUCUUCGGGAGCUGGACUCACUGGCCUCUUUCUUGAUAUAUUGUGCAAGAGUUUGAGUUCGAUAUGA